Prinia subflava (tawny-flanked prinia) is the source of this 6235-nucleotide messenger RNA. Its product is annotated as C-type lectin domain family 2 member D-like. Lineage: Eukaryota; Metazoa; Chordata; Aves; Passeriformes; Cisticolidae. The coding region runs from base 332 to 1132 and encodes 266 amino acids. The transcript has 6 exons. The record is from RefSeq and is a predicted model, not a curated record.
GAGCGGUUUUUUCGCGACAGGAGCGAUCUCCUCUCCCCCUUUGUCAGGGAAUGCGGGGAACAAUGCUGAGCAGCCCGGGGCUGCUGCUUCUUCCCCUCGGCAGGCGGACUCCGAGCCGCAGCUGUCCUGUGCCCGCCUCCGGCAGCUCGCAGGCGCUGUCCCCGCCUGUCCCGGCACGGAGCUGGGCUGCAGCGGCUGCACAGCCCCAGGGGCCGCGGCUGCGGGCACCGGAGAGCUCCCGGAGGCCGCGCUUGUCUCCGCAGUGUGCCACCAGCGGGGGACUGAAGCUGUUCCCGAGGCCGAUCUCCGAAAGGCUUUUCCAGCACUCCUGAUGUCUCCGGAGCAAGGGGCUGUUUGUUCCCAGCAGAGAGAUGCCGGCUGUGAGCUGGAGGAGAAUGAAUUGUGCUCCCAUCAUGGAGCUGUGAAGGAGCUUCUGCAUCUCCAGGAGGGACCAGCAGCUGGGGUUCCACACUUGCCUGGGGUGCGAGAAGCCACUUGUCAUGAGCAGGGGGAUGCCACUUGUGAGUGUGCAGGAAAUGAAGAUGUGGAGAAUGGAUUGUGCAGCAGUGAUGGAAGUGUGAGGGAGCCCCUGCGUACCCAGGGCAGUAAUGUACACAGAAGGAUCCUCAGAAGAUUCCCAGGCAAGCGGUUCAGGUGCCGUGCCGUGCCCGUGUUGGUGCUGGUUGUGCUCGUGUUGCUGGUGCUGGCUUUGGCGGUGGCCUUGGCUGUGCAGUCAGCCCCACAGCUUCCAGUCACACCUGCGACUCCGCUCUUGGUUCUGGCCUGUCCCUCUGGCUGGGUUGGCUACAAUGGGAUCUGCUACUACUUCUCCAGGGAUUCCAGCACCUGGGAGCAGGGUCAGGAACGGUGCUCCGAGCUGGGGGCCUCCCUGGCCAUUGUCAAGGAUGAGGACGUGGGUUUGCUCUUCCGCCUCCGCGGGAACGUCGAUUACUGGCUCGGGCUGCGCAGACGGGGCCAGCGCCUGCACUGGGGGGACGGCAGCAACUUCAGCUCCUGGGUUCCUGUCCUUGGCGAUUCUGAGUGUGUGUACCUGGCUGACAAUAAAUUCCGGAGUGAGGGCUGCUCCAAUGAGCGGCCGUACCUGUGCAGCAAGGCCCAAGCUCCCCUGUGACAGGGGCUGCAGAAAGGACCUUCUCCACGCUGGCCAGUCCCAGCUUCACCUCUUAGCCCAGCACAGGACUGGCUAUGGAUGCUGACCAUUUGUGUGAGUUUAGGUUUCAGGCUCUGCCAGGCUCUGUGUAAAAGACAGGCGAGCAACUUUCUCAUUCUGGGCUGGGAAAAUCUUAUGGAGGAAACCAAAACAAUCCUUGCAUUUCCCCCGCUGUCUGUGCGCUCCCGCGGCGCUGCGGGCGCUGGUUCCCCCCGUGUGCGGUGGCAGCAGAGGUGGGGCACAGGCGCUGCCUCUCCUUUCCCUCCCCCGCCCCACUCCGCCACUUUUCUUUCCCCUCCCGCGCCAAACUCGGCAGAGCAGCCUCGGGACAGCUUGUGAGGCUGUGGGAGGUGCUUGUUUGGAAUUUCAGGUGGAGCUUUUUUACCGGGAAAUGGGGCCUGGUUUGCCCCAUCUCCCGCAGCCCCGCGGAGCUGUGGCCGUGCGGGGCGGCCCUGGGGCCCUGCAGCCGCUGCUGCAGACACGGCAGGGCCGAGCAGCGGCCGCUGCGGCGGGAGGAAGCUUUUCUUUUCAGAGGGAUGGUUUGGGUUUUGUUUGGGAUUUUCCCUCCCACCCUCCCUCAAAAGUUUUCUUCUUAAGGCAUCUCCAGUGAAUAGAAUUGGAGCUUUAAAUGCCUGUUUGUAAUAGAACAAAAAUGAAAAGAAAAACAAAUAAGCAGCCUGCGUUAAAAAUUUUGCAGAUAACAUAAGAAUUAUUGAUAAUUCUAUAUUAUAACUCUCAGGUAUUAUUUUUAAGUGUUAUCUCAGCUUUUUAAGAUAUUUGUUAAUAUUAUAUUGAUUAUAUCCUGUGAAUUCACGUAUAUGAUAGGGUUAUAUGAUAAGCCUCUAGACCUCUUCCUCUCAUGUGUGUUGUUUGUUUAUGUGCCUGUGGUACACAGGUCACUCAAGGAUUUUUUCCUUGUAUUUAGCUAUUCAGGUUAGUUUUUUAAUUUUGAGAUUUCUUAAUAUUUUCAGAUUUCUGGAAGAGGUUAUCUGAGUUUGAAAAAAUUCCUCUUCUGUCGAUGUGGAAUCCCCCUUUUCUAGGAGGAUGAAAUCCUCUCUUACUCUCCUUGUGUUAACCCCUCCUUUGACCCAAACCCUAAAACUCUUCCCCUUCAACACCCUAGAAAACCACACAACGUGGCCCCUGUGAUUUCUCCGUUUUUCUGCCCUUUCCAUUCCCCCGUCUGUUCUUCCCCCAACACCUUCCUCACCCUCCCUGGUCCAGGGGGGAAAUAAAAAUGGAUCCUCGUGCUUAACCAAAGAGAGACUUGUCUCCUCAGUUUCCUGCUGGUGCCUGUAUCUCUGGACACGAUGGUCACUGCUGCUUUGCCAUGCAACACCUGCCCUUUCCAGGAUUUACCCAGCAGCUGUAAAUUGACUCUCACAGUGUCCCUUUGCAGGGAGAAAUGAGCCAGACAGGCCCUGAGGGUUCCCUUGCUCCAUGGCCAAAGUUCCUCUGGAGGGUGGCAGGGAGCAUUUCCUGCAGGUGAGCGUUGCCAGGCCAAAAUGAUGGUGGCUGCUGAGGCUGGGGCUGCUUUUGUGGCCCAGAGGCCUCGGUGUCUCCUGCUCAGUGCCAGCAGUGUUCCCUGGUGUUUCUGUGUGUCCCAGCUGGCUGGGAAGGUGGGCUGGGAGGGGGCCAGAAGGCCCCACAAGGCCACCAGCCCCUCUUGUCCUUGGGCCGUGCAGGGAGGAGCUGUGGCUGCAGUGUCCUGCCCGUGGCACGCAGUGUGCCAGGCACACGUCCCAGGGACGGGCACUGGGGGCUCAGACAGCGCUGGCACAGACACGGCUGAAGGGCUGCCCGCAGCUCCUGGGCCAGGGCUGCUCUCAGCAGGCACCUGGAGAUGCUUCAGCCCGGACAGAGGCCACCACCAGCCCAAAAGCAGCCCAAGGAACAGCUGGCACUGCCUGGCCAUGGCAGCUCGGGCUGUUUGCAGAGGGGCUCAGACAGCAAUUCCCGCUUCCCACCUCCCACAGCUCCCCCACAGCUGCCACGUGUGUCCUGGCCACCCCAAAUCCCCUCCCUUCCAGCCUGAGGGCAUCAUCCAUCAGCAGCAGAAAAGCCAAGGCCAUCUUCCCUCACAGAAAUAAAAUCCCGAGCAAUAGCCCUUGGAGAGGCCUGAAAAUCAAAGGUUCAGGUGGGAUGAAGUUUGUUUGGGUGAAGUUUGGAGUUUUUCAGGGAGCCCGCUGGAAGUGCAGAAGUGAUGGGAAGCUUUUGCAGGUGGGUCCCCCUGGAGGUGUGCUGAAGGCAGGGAUGUGCAUCCCUUUGCUGAGGGAAAAGAACUUGCAGAGGCCACUGCGGAGGCUGUGAAAGGAGCUGAGCUUCUGCAGGGAGAGCUGUCCUCCUGUGGGCACAGGAGCUGCCUCAGCAGGGGCGGGGAGCACCUCUGGCCACCGCCUGCUCCUGCUUUGAAAUCUCAAAGGGAGCCCGAGCUCGAGGGGUGAAAUCAGCUGAAUUCCAGGCACCUCUGUCAAGUGAGCCCAGGGACAUGGGUGGGGCUGGGGGUGAGGGUUCGAAAGAGCAAAAUCUUUGAAAUAUGAACCUGUCCUUGUCCCGAUGCUGCUGAGCUUCCGUGGAAGCUCUGCCGGUUCCUGACACAGCUGGCAUUCCAGCGGCAGCUCUGCAUGGGAAUAUCCACGCUCCGAGCCUUUCCCCAAGGGUCAGAGAAUAUCAAUGGCAGGGAGUGAAGGAGCCUUGUACAGGGGUUGUUUAGAAAUGGAGGGUGUUAAACCAGGGUCCUUUCAAAGCCAUUGAAAAGCCAUUCCAGUGAAAUUCAGGCACUGGAAUUCCUUUGGGAAAUGUCCAUUUAUGGCAGAUCCACCCUGCCAGAAGCUGUUUAUCUGAUGGUCAGUACAUGCUGGGAUCAGUGCAUGGCCAUCCCCUCAAGAAAUGCAUGAGCCAAACCCAGCACCCAGAGGCAAAGAGAGGAGUUGAGCUUCGAGAGCUGCACAGAUGAAAUCCCAGGGAUGUGCCUGGAGCAUGGCCCUCCCCAGCAGCUUUUCUUACAGUUCCAUUUUAAAAAAGGUCAAAGCUGGUGCUCAGUGCUUUGGGAUGUGGCUGUAACUGCGGAGGAGAUGAGCUCCCUUAGUGGAAGUCAGGCAGUGGAAUGCCACGGGCCUGCAGCCAGAUAGCUGAAGGAGAAGCAUAAAGUCAAUGUUCUUUGAUUAAUUUUUUUUUUUUUUUAAGUAUUCUUAGAGGUGCUACAAGUGAAAGGAGAGAACAGAAAGAGUGAAUCAUAAUUUUUAAGAUUUAAGAUUUUAGCCAAGGUUUACAAGCAAAUCAUACUGGUCAGGAUGUAAAUUAGAUAAGCAAAUGACAGGUUAAUGAUUAUUAGCUGCUUAAGCUAGAACUAAUGGUUUUGUUGUUUGCCAUUAUGAGCUUGUUUCUAGAAGGGAGUGGAGUAAGAGAACGGUUCUAAGAGCAGAUUGAAACCAGCAGAGCAAUGGCAGCACCUGCAGUUUCCAUCGAUCAGUCACAAAGCAGGGGACCUUGGAUCCUGCCAGAGGGUCACAGAGACCUGAGGAAGACUCUCCUGACUUCAUCCUUGCAGAUCACUGACCCAAUUCCACACCACAAACCCAAUUUAAGAGAAGAAUUUGCAUGCGUGAAGGACUAAUAGCCUCAUUUUAAUACGGAACAGGGAUGGGAGGUGCUGGGGUUAUGCAUAUGCAUUGUAUGUAAGAUCUCGGGAAAUAAAUGGAGGGCAAAGCACCUUGUCUGGGUUGGUCACGUCUUUUGGAGACGACUCCGUGCCGCCCUCUGGUGCAUAAAUGUACGACUGUCUAACUUGAACUAGUUAGAGAGUCUUUGUCGUGAUCUUCGGUUUUAACGACGCAACAGACUGGAGCAGCACUGGUACAGGAAUUGAUAUUUGACUCUUCCUCUUUUCUUUUAAAAAUAGAGGUAAAUAACUUGAAGUUUUCAAGUCUGUCGUUUUACAAACAGACAUUUUCUUUCUUUGGGAGGGAUAUGCAAGUCCUGAGACCCUGGGCCAAUGCUCACUGCAUUUUAUUUAUAUAUUUACAAUUAAACAAGGGACUGAUAAGAUUGACAAGGAAGAGACAACUCAGGAGCUCGCUAGGCUGCAGCCUCCAAACUCUUUGGGUGAUGCAAAGAGCAGUUGGGUAUGAAGACUGUUUUCCAGUGAGAGACUAAUCCAUAAUAACAUGCUCACGGACAGAAAAGUCACUUCUGAUGAGCCACUUGUUCUUUCCUGAAGUGCAGGAGCUGCAGUGUUUGACAAAGCCUGGGCAGAAGGAUGAAGAAUAUUCCUGUCAGAUUUCUCCUUCUCUUUGUAUGAAUGAGCAUAGUUUGUGCUAUAUUGUAACAAUAUACACUUAAUAUUACUAAAUAUCAAUAGGUUAGAUAAAAUUGUAAGUGUAUACAUAAUCAAUAUUAGAAACACUAGUGAAACUAACUAUAGAUAAAGGCAUAGUGUUAGAAAUUUUUCUUGGCAAAAUACUAUGAGAACAGGACAUGAGACCAAGGACAGUUAGAGGGAAGUGUCUUUGAAGAUGCUUAAAAGGGGAUUGACAAGAGUCCAGGAACAUUGAGAUAAGCCCAAAUGUCCAGAUGUUAAUUUCUUUUUUUUGUUAUAAUGGUACUUAACUAUUUAGGCACACACAUAUGACUAGCAAGGUCAUACAAGGGACAUACAAGGAAGAGGAGUAGCCUUCAUCACCUGCGACCACCGCAAGGAGUCGAAGACCCUCAAAAACAACUGGAGCAUGAGCGAUGAAGGAAGUGACGCAAACUUUAAGAAUCGAAAUUGGGAGGAAACAAUCAAAGAGGGGAGGAGAUAAGGGUGUUAGUAAAACUAUAAAAAUAAAGGUAGAACUAAAUUUAGAUGGGACAUGCUACAGGAGACUCGGCCCUGUGCGGUACCCCGGCCGUAAGUUUUUGCUUUGUGUAUUUUGAACAUAUAUAUACAUUGUUAAAUUACUUUUAUUGAGAAUGAAAUGCAUUUAACUUGGAUGUGUCCUAAAUUACUUUUAUGGAGAAUGAAAUGCAUUUAAUCUGGAUGUAUGAUUUUCUUAAUUAUAUUAAUUACAAUUAAAAUUAUUA